Coffea eugenioides is the source of this 2930-nucleotide messenger RNA. RefSeq lists its product as uncharacterized. The record is from RefSeq and is a predicted model, not a curated record. Lineage: Eukaryota; Viridiplantae; Streptophyta; Magnoliopsida; Gentianales; Rubiaceae. The coding region runs from base 219 to 2642 and encodes 807 amino acids. The transcript is spliced from 9 exons. Gene Ontology annotation, cellular component: nuclear pore.
CAGUACUCUGCUAGCAUAAUAUCAUGCCAUUUGCGAUUUUUCAAGUCUGAGAAGAUCCUCCCGCCCGCUGCUUCUUCCUCACGAAACUUGAAAUUCUUCGUCAUUUUUCCUUUUUGUGAUAUUCUCUUCUCCAUCCGAAGCUCUGGAGCUAAAGAAGCAAACUUGAAUUUUGGUUGUAGCUGCUUGUUGGAAUGCAGUUAAAAAAGUGAAUAUAAAGCAUGAAAGAGGUUGACAGGAAGAAAGUUCUGAAAAAUAAUCAAAGGAAAUUUUCUGCAAAACCCGAGAAAAGAGAUCAGAAUUUUCAACAGAAGAGUGACAGAAAUGCUUUGAAACGAGAAGGAAAUAAAGUGAAAGCUUCAUCUGCUAAAGCUGACAGUGGUACAUUAGUGGGUGACCCAAACACAGGCACAGAGCCAUCUGAAGUUUAUCAAAAUAUGGUGAUAGAUUACGUGGAUGAUGUCCACAAGUCUGAAGCAGCAUCUCCUGUUGUAAAAACACUUGAAAUAGUUGAUAAAGAUACCAAUUCCAAAGUAAGUGAUCCUUCUCAUGAUGUGGGUAAUGAGCCUAAUGAAGACUCAGAGCAAGAAUCAGAUAGUGACACGACUAAUGAUUCAGUGUCAUCCCAAGGAGAUAUUGCGGCAGUUGAUGAUGAGAAGAUAGAAAGAGCUUCAAGGGUUUCUAAAACUCCAGUAAAAAAUGAUCUACCUGCUGGUAGUUCUCAGCCUGGAAGAGCAAAAUCUGAUCAGAGUUCGGAUAAUACGCGACCCAAAGCAUCAAAAAGUACUAUCAAUGAGCCCAUAACAUCCAACAAAGAGUUUUCUAAAGGGACAGGGAAAAACAUAUCUGAUGACUUGAAGACUAUCAAAGUGCAUCCAAAACCUUCAGCAGAAUUUUCAGGAGUCGUUGACAAACCACUUGAAGAGGCAAAGGAUGUUGAUAUACAGGAUGAGACUUCAGUUAGUGCUAACAGUGUUGGAAGUGAUGAUGAACCAGUAAAAACUGAGGAAAAUGGUGAGAAUGAAGACAAGACAGCUUCAGAUCAAAAGAUUCAGGACAUGGAAACAAGAAUUGAGAAACUUGAAGAAGAGCUUAGGGAGGUAGCUGCUUUAGAAGUUGCACUUUAUUCUGUGGUUCCUGAGCAUGGUAGCUCUGCGCAUAAGGUGCAUACGCCUGCUAGACGCUUGUGUAGGCUCUAUAUUCACGCCUGCAAACACUGGUCUCCAGCCAAGCGAGCUACUGUUUCUAGAAAUACUGUUUCUGGACUAGUUUUGAUUGCAAAGUCUUGUGGCCAUGAUGUCUCAAGGCUGACAUUCUGGCUGUCAAACACGGUUGUAUUGAGAGAAAUUAUCUCUCAGACAUUUGGAAGUGCAUGUCAAUCAAGUCCUGUUGCAAAAGCAUUUGAGUCAAAUGGAGGAAAGAUUGGUGAAGCAAAGUUCUCGUUGCUUAAAUGGAAGAGUAAUUCAGGCAGCAAACUACCAAACAAGCAGAGUUUCAUGCAGCUGAUGGAUGAUUGGCAAGAAACAAGGACAUUUACUGCUGCCUUAGAGAAAGUUGAGUCGUGGAUGUUCUCCCGAAUAGUUGAGUCAAUAUGGUGGCAGACCUUAACUCCGAAUAUGCAAUCUCCCAAUGAUGACCACACAAAGAACAAAGUUCUUGGUAGAAUAUUGGGCCCUCCUUUGGGUGAUCAGCAGCAAGGCAGUUUUUCCAUUAACUUAUGGAAAAAUGCUUUCCAGGAUGCUUUUGGGAGACUUUGUCCUGUUCGAGCAGGAGGCCAUGAAUGUGGGUGCUUGCCUGUGUUGGCGAGGAAGGUCAUGGAACAAUGUCUUGCCAGACUAGAUGUGGCCAUGUUCAACGCUAUUCUUAGGGAGUCAGAACAUGAAAUCCCAACUGAUCCAGUAUCGGAUCCCAUAGUUGACUGCAGGGUUUUGCCUAUUCCUGCUGGAGACUUAAGUUUUGGCUCUGGUGCACAGCUCAAAAAUUCUAUUGGCAAUUGGACAAGAUGGCUAACUGAUUUGUUUGGCAUGGGUGCUGGUGAUUCGAUCAAAGAUGAUCAGAACAUUUGUGAGGAUGAUGGUCAGGGAGGUGCAGAUGAACCCAAGUGUUUCUAUCUUCUUAGUGCUUUGAGUGAUCUUUUAAUGCUUCCAAAAGACAUGCUUAUGGAUCGAACAAUUCGAAUGGAGGUAUGCCCACAAAUCAGUCUUCCAUUGGUUAAACGGAUACUUUGCAAUUUUACCCCUGAUGAGUUCUGCCCUGAUUCUGUUCCAGGAGCUGUAUUAGAGGCUCUUAACGCUGAGUGCAUCAUAGAGAGGAGGUUUUCAGGAGACGCUGCUAGUACAUUUCCUUAUCCUGCGGCUUCUGUUGUCUAUACACCCCCAUCCUCCUCUGAUGUGGCAGAAAAAGUUGCCGAGGCCGGUAGUAAAUCACAGCUGUCGAGGAAUGCAUCUACCAUACAGAGUAAGGGGUAUACCAGUGAUGAGGACCUGGUGGAAUUGGAUUCUCCCCUGGCAAUUAUCGUUGACAAGUCUUCGUCUUCUCCAAAGCAUCUAAUUCCAAAUGGAAGUCAGAAAAACGAGCAGGAUACAAGUCAUGUUGGAGUGAAUGCAAGGUACGAACUGCUUCGCGAGGUUUGGCAAGCAACAUAGGGUGCAUGCUUGCUGGGAUUAUGGUUCCCCUCGGCUGCAAAAUUUAUUCUUUUUUCCUUUUACGGUCAAAAAGCGUUGUCUGUGUGAUCAAGAAAGCUUCAGCGGAAAGCAAUACUUAGCAGCUGAAUUGGCAGAUGUUUUGUAUAUUUUUCAUGCAGUUGAUAAUUGGCAGCAUCACACUGAGAUUGAAUUCAUGUUGUAAACGCUUCCGGAAGGACCUUGCGUCAGCUUUUUAGUGUAGAUUAAUAAAUUGGGAAUCUGAAACCAUUAUACAGUUGCAUUCUCACA